This is a messenger RNA of Folsomia candida, 1768 nucleotides long. RefSeq lists its product as uncharacterized. Gene Ontology annotation, molecular function: transcription cis-regulatory region binding. Gene Ontology annotation, biological process: regulation of transcription by RNA polymerase II. The transcript is spliced from 5 exons. The record is from RefSeq and is a predicted model, not a curated record. Bases 177 to 1712 code for a protein of 511 amino acids. Gene Ontology annotation, cellular component: nucleus. NCBI's taxonomy places the organism in Eukaryota, Metazoa, Arthropoda, Collembola, Entomobryomorpha, Isotomidae.
UGUAAUUUCCAAGUUGUUCCUAAUAUUGCUGUGGCUAUGUAUACUCAAGGGGUUGUUACCAUGCUUAGCCACCAACGGAUGCAUCUGUGGAGGUAUCACAGUGCCCCCACAUGAACCGGGUUUAAUAAACCACCUGCGGUAUUUACUGCUCGUCGUCAUACCAUAUCAAAGUAAUAAUGGAUAACUCACCUUACCUCACCGAGGGGACAGAAGUCUCUGCAAAGUUCAAGGGGGCAUUUUGUGAAGCAAAGAUAACGGAAGUUGAUCGAGUCGUGAAAUUCAAGGUUUUGUUCAAAUCCGGAUUAGUGGCUACCGUCAAUUCGGACGAGGUGAGAGGAACAUGGCGAGUCGGCGCAACGGUGGAGGCAAAACAUUUCGUCACCGGAUUCUACAGUGAGGCAACCAUCUCCAAAAUUCAAGAUUGUUCUCAAUAUACGGUCGUCUUUGAUGAUGGUGAUGUGAAGACAUUGGGACGCUCAGGAAUUAUUGUAAAAUCGAGUCGUCAAUUUAAUGAUAAUGAGACAAGGGGCCAAAGUAGCAAGAUUGUUUUAAGAAAGAAUGUUCUUCACAAAAACGACCCCUCCGACCAAGAAGUUUCCAAAUCAAGACGACCACUUGGAACUAUCACAAACCAUACCCCACCACCCAAGAUCCGCAAACAAAGUCGCCUACCAUCGUCUCAAUUAGAUGCUGUUGAUGCUGUUUCUGUUGCUGCUGCUGUUACUCAACAACAAAUAGUGUCACGAAUCAGACAUGUGACCGAAGCGGAACUGCGUGACGUGAAUGAACCUCACUAUCAAGUACUACUUGACAUUGGUUCAUUGCCUAAUCGGAUUGCACGCCAAGAUAUAGCCACAAAACUGCAAGAAGCCGGGUCAGACGUGUCGGUUGACAAAAUAGUGUGGAAACUUUGUGAGAAACCAGGGUCACCUCGACGUUUAACAUCUCACUAUGUUAUGGAUAAUGGUGUUAAUUCAGAUAAGCCCCACUUGAUAAACUAUGCUCAUGCUGAAAGUUUUGUGAAAAGACAUCGAAAAGCAAAUUUGUCCGGAAAGCACAAAUUAGAACAGGAAUUACGAAGAGAGGACCCUAUGGUAUACGCAGCAGAAUUACGUCAACAACGUGAAAAAUAUAACGAAGACCCAAACGUUAACCAAAAAAAUUUAGAGUAUCGCCGCAGCAUGUUGCAGAACGUGUUUUAUCUUUUCGUUUGUAUUGAUGAGCGAAUGAUUGUCGGCAAAUCGGAACAAGAAGUGUGGGAAUUACUCUCCGAACAAUCCUCCACUAUAAAAGAAAAAGAAUGGUAUUUCGGAAACCAUUCCGCAUCAGGUCCACCUAGAGCACGCAUCCACCCCAUAGACCGACCUUCACCCGUACGUGACACCUACAUCAACAACCGGCGCAUAUUCGAAUGCAUAGCUCUACCCAUGAAGGACAAAGAUGAGGCUGAGUUGGUCGAGAGUUACUAUAUUCACAUGUUGUUCGGUAUGGCAGACAGCUCAUCAGACGUAAUAGUUUUAAACCAAGACUACGGGAUAAGGAUCCACAAGGAUUUGGCAAGGAAGGCGUAUGAUUUAGGCGAGGCCGGACCUUUCAUCAUAUUCGACAACGACGCACCCAACCCGGUGAAUUACUUCACACCUCCAUUUGUGUGUCAUAGUGGAGACUUUAAGGAGCGAACCGAAUGGUUUGAAAAGGUUGAGAGACCAUAACUUAUAUUUUGUGUUAUCAACUAUUACAAAAUAUAAUAAAACCACUGUUACUUAUA